Molecule: messenger RNA, 1335 nt
Organism: Panicum virgatum (switchgrass)
Lineage: Eukaryota; Viridiplantae; Streptophyta; Magnoliopsida; Poales; Poaceae
Product: disease resistance protein RGA5-like
Exons: 3
Coding region: 15-1085 (356 amino acids)
Molecular function (GO): ADP binding
Source: RefSeq, a predicted model, not a curated record
UCUCAAACAAGCCCAUGGAGGUUGCAACGGGAGCACUGGGCACCCUGAUCCCCAAGCUCGGCCAGCUCCUCCUGGAUGAGUACAACCUGCAGAAGGGCGUCAAGAAGGACAUCAAGUUCCUUUCAAGGGAGCUGGAGAGUAUGCAUGCAGCCCUCCGCAGUGUUGGCGAGGUUCCACGAGAGGAACUCAAAGAGCAGGUCAAGAUCUGGGCGCGCGAUGUCAGGGAGCUGUCCUACCACAUGGAGGACAUCGUCGACACCUUCCUAGUGCGCGUCAAGGGCCCUAAGCCCCCUAGCAAAAGGAGUGCCAAGAGUUUCUUGAAGAAGAUGAUGGGUAUUGUCACAAAGGCUAAAACUCGCCAUGAGAUCGGGCAAGAGAUCAAGGACAUCAAGGAGCGUGUCAAGGAGGUGGCCGAGCGACGCGAUAGGUACAAGGUUGAUGCUAUUAAACCUGGCAAAAUAUUGGUUGACCCUCGCAUAACAGCUCUAUACACUAAGGCUACAGAUCUUGUUGGCAUUGAUGAGGCAAGAGAAGAACUAAUCACGAGGUUGACAAAGGGAGAUGACAUGUCUGCGCAGCAGCAAAGGGUAGUAUCUAUAGUUGGUUUUGGAGGAUUAGGCAAGACAACACUUGCCAAAGCUGUGUAUGACCAGCUCAGAGUGCAAUUUGAUUGCACGGCUUUUGUUUCAGUCUCUCAAAAUCCUGACUUGAACAAACUUCUCAAGAAUAUGUUGUAUGAACUUGAUAAGCAGAAACAUGCCAACAUUCAUAGCACAAUGUUGGAAGAAAAGCAUCUCAUCGACCUAGCCCGGGAAUUCCUCGAAAAUAAAAGGUACCUCAUUGUCAUCGAUGAUAUAUGGGAUAUAAAACCGUGGGGGAUAUUACAGUGUUCCCUACUUGAGAAUAGCCUGAAAAGCAUAAUAAUCACAACUACUCGCAUACUUGAUGUUGCUGAGCAAAUUGGCGUUGCUAUAAGCUCAAACCUCUAUCUCAUGAGAGCUCUAAAAAGCUAUUCCAUGGAAGAAUAUUCGGCUCCGAAGGCAAAUGCCCUGGACAAUAUUUUGAGGUAUCUGAAAAGAUUUUGAAGAAAUGUGGAGGUGUGCCAUUGGCUAUCAUUACUACAUCUAGCUUGCUAGCUAACAAAUCAGGAGAUAUAAAAGAGUGGAAUGAUGUCUGUGGCUCUAUUGGGGUUCGGACUUGCAAGCAAUCCUAGUAUGGAUAGUAUGAGGAAGAUAUUGUUGCUUAGUUAUUAUGAUCUACCUUCUCAUUUGAAGGCAUGCUUAUUAUAUCUUACUAUAUUUCCUGAAGAUUAUAAGAUUGAGAAAGAACGGUUGA